GCCAUGGAGGCCUUAGUAGUCCUUGUCCUUCUUGUGCAAACCCUCAUCCAGUACCCACAGAUGGUGGGGGAUGGGCUGGAUGAGGCCACCCGUUUGCGCCUGGAGAUGCGUGAGAAGUAUCUGAACCAGGAAAUGACUCGGCUGCUGCAGGAGCUGGAGCAGAGCAGCUUGGAGCACAGUGUCAGGGCCUGGGGAGCCCUGCUCUGGGCCACCUUGGGGCAGUGGCACUUCUGGGCUCUUGUUGGAGUCCUGGGCCUUCUCUUGGCACUGUGCUUUAGCCUCAGGAAAAGGAGCCGUGAGCCACACAGCAGUGCACCCCAGGAGAAUGCCAGCAGCAACGUGGAGGCACAGGAGGAUGAAGAAAAAGAUAAGGUGGUGGCAAAGAAAGGAGGAAAAAGUGAUGAUGUAAAUGUAGAGGAAGACAAUGAUGUUAAAAAGGAAGGAAAUGAUGAGACUGAGGAUGAAAAUGAAGACCAAGUCAAUGGGAGUGCAAAUGUGGAGGGAAGCAAUGCUGCUGGAAGAGAAGCAAGGCAAGAUGGUGCAAAUGGAGACCGAGAGCAAGAUCCUGAAAGUAAGUUUGGCAGGUUUAUAGAGGAGUGCAUACGCUGGCCUGUUCUGGACAGAGGUUGCAUGAUAAGGGACCUGAUAGAUGAUUUGACUCGUGCCUUUGGAUGCCUCUUGUCAAGUCGUUUCUACCCAGUGCCACAGCAAGCCAUCGGCAUGGACAGUGCCUUUGAAGGUUGGAGUCCCUGCCAGGAGGAUCUUGUGUACCGUGUCCUUGUACCCCUCAAUCCUCCCCCGGGGCACACCUUCCAGCUGGAGCUGAUCACUGCCGCAGGGAUGCCAGCAAAGAAAUUCUGCAUCCGUGUGGAGCAGGUCCCCAUCCCUGAGGAAGAGUUGAGGAGGAAUGAGCAGCUCAGCCUCCUCUCCAACCUCUGUACUCGUUCCUACCUAGACGUGGAGAAAACUACCCUAUGGUUCCGUCUGUUGUUGAGAACGAGUUGGUUGCGUUUGCCUCAGUCCAACCAUUGGCAUUUAAGGUUGCUGCCCUCCAGCCGCUCCUGUAAAUUCCGGCUGACCAAAGGCGGAGAAAGCUUCCGUGUUGAGGUGCUGUUUGGGGUGCAGCAAGGAAACUCAGACAUCUAUGUGAGCAGCCAGUCUGGAGAGGCCCUCUUCACCCCAAGCACAGUGUGGUCUGAGACCUGCGCCGUGGCAGAGAUGAAGUUCUUCAGCCACAUUGCCCGGCAGGCUCCACAUGACAGCUGCCACCUCAGAUGCCUGCAGCUCUUGGCCCGUACCGUGGUGGACACAGCCUUUUCCAGUUAUACCCUCAAGACCAUCAUGAUGCACCUCCUCAACACCAUCCCCAUGGCACAGUGGUGCAGGAGGGAUUGCCGCCAGCGCCUGCUGGAUAGCUUGGAUUACCUGCGCUGCUGCCUGCAGAAGAAACGCCUGGACAGCUUUGUCAUAGGCAACCAGAGCAUCCCACUGGAGAUCGACUUGCCUCCACACUUCCAAACGCUUCAGCCAGCCAACCUUUUCUGGCACCUGGCACAGGAUCCAGAUGCCCACAGAGAGGCCUGGCAAGACUUCUUUUUCCUCCGCUAUCGCCUCAAACAACUGCUCGUGGCCAUUGACGGACAAGCCAGCUCUGCUCCAGGGACUCCCAUCGGAUGAAUGAAGAGCACAGAUUAGCAGUAGUUAAUAUCAAAGUAGUUAAUUGUAGU
Neopelma chrysocephalum (saffron-crested tyrant-manakin) is the source of this 1727-nucleotide messenger RNA. RefSeq names its product inositol 1,4,5-trisphosphate receptor-interacting protein-like 1. The annotation marks the transcript as partial. The transcript is spliced from 2 exons. Gene Ontology annotation, cellular component: membrane. The record is from RefSeq and is a predicted model, not a curated record. NCBI's taxonomy places the organism in Eukaryota, Metazoa, Chordata, Aves, Passeriformes, Pipridae.